Leishmania mexicana MHOM/GT/2001/U1103 is the source of this 630-nucleotide messenger RNA. RefSeq names its product transport protein particle (TRAPP) subunit,putative. Gene Ontology annotation, cellular component: TRAPPII protein complex; TRAPPI protein complex; TRAPPIII protein complex. Gene Ontology annotation, biological process: endoplasmic reticulum to Golgi vesicle-mediated transport. Bases 1 to 630 code for a protein of 209 amino acids. Lineage: Eukaryota; Euglenozoa; Kinetoplastea; Trypanosomatida; Trypanosomatidae. The record is from RefSeq and is a predicted model, not a curated record. The transcript has a single exon.
AUGCGCCAGCGAACUGUCGCCACAGGCAAGGUGGUGAGCGACAAGAGCGGUGCCGCGGCAGAACUCUCUUCCAGCGAGCACACCCAGGUUGCGUUGUCGGCGUUUAGCUUUUUGUUUUCGGAGCUGUGUGUACGCGCCUACACGUUCCCGACAAAGGUGAAGAACGUCGAGGAGGUGGAGGCCCGCUUGACCUCUCUUGGCGCGCAUGUUGGGACCCGUCUUAUCAUGCUUUCCUCUGUCCGCGACCCCGUCGACCUGCAGCGCCGCCCGCUAACAAUUGACGCGGUCUUGAAGUUGCUACAGGAGAAGCUGUGGGCACGCUGGUUUGGCCGUCCCGCCAGCGAAAUCCAGCGUGAGAGCAACUCCGAUCGCUUCUUCCUCUUUGACAGCGACCCAAUCGUCCUCCGCUACGUCCACCCAUCCCCCGACUACGUGGACAGCGAAGGCCGGUGGAACGUGAACUACGCCGGCUUCAUGGGCGGCAUUAUUCAAGGCGCACUGCAGUCAAUGGGCUUUGAGGCGGAGGUGCAGACGUAUCACCAGCCGGAGCCCGGGAAGCCUCACCAGUCGCUGUUCGUGAUUGCUUUUGCGAAGCACGUCUGGGAUCGGGAACGGAAGAUGCGAACCUGA